Messenger RNA from Fukomys damarensis (Damara mole-rat), 5361 nucleotides. It is a transcript of the gene Adcy10, whose product is annotated as adenylate cyclase 10. The coding region runs from base 346 to 5316 and encodes 1656 amino acids. Gene Ontology annotation, cellular component: cytoplasm. Gene Ontology annotation, biological process: intracellular signal transduction; cyclic nucleotide biosynthetic process. The record is from RefSeq and is a predicted model, not a curated record. Gene Ontology annotation, molecular function: protein binding; adenylate cyclase activity. NCBI's taxonomy places the organism in Eukaryota, Metazoa, Chordata, Mammalia, Rodentia, Bathyergidae. The transcript is spliced from 34 exons.
CGGAGCUUCGGAAGAGGGCGAGGCCUGGAAAACGGCUUUUAGACUGAGCUGGCGUUUGGCGAUUGGCUUCGCGGCUCAGCGGCGGGGAGACGCGGCGGCGGUACCGCUGCUGUCGGCGGGGUAAAGCCGCCCAGACCGCUCUCCUGUUUCCCACGCUCACCUGGGCUCUGGCUUUUCCUCAGCCUUGGAGGAAGACGGUCUGUGGAAGGAACAGUCUCGGUAGAUGGCUGCAGAGCUAAAGACAGGGCAGCCGUCCUAGGAGAAGACAGGCUCCUGGCGUUCAGAAGAAGGCCUGCUUGGGCACUGCUUCCUGUUGCCAAGAGUUUCUAGAAAUCUGCCUCGAACAUGAACACGCAGAAAGAAUCACAGGAUAACGCCAUCGUCCGAAUAGCAGCUCAUUUACCAGACCUCAUUGUCUAUGGCAAUUUCUCUCCGGAGCGGCCCUCCGUGGAUUAUUUUGACGGUGUCCUGAUGUUUGUUGAUAUUUCAGGUUUCACUGCCAUGACGGAGAAGUUCAGCACCGCCAUGUACAUGGACCGCGGGGCCGAGCAGCUGGUGGACAUCCUGAACCACUACAUCAGCGCCAUCGUGGAGAAAGUGUUGCUCUUUGGAGGAGACAUCCUGAAAUUUGCAGGAGACGCGCUGCUAGCCCUGUGGAAGGUGGAACGGAAGCAGCUGAAAAACACCAUCACCGUGGUGGUCAAAUGUAGCCUGGAGAUCCACGGCCUGUUUGACGAGAAGGAGAUGGAAGAAGAGGGCCUGGACAUCCAAGUGAAGAUAGGGCUGUCUGCCGGCCACAUCACCAUGGUAGUCUUCGGGGACGAGAGGCGCAACUAUUUCCUGGUGACCGGCCAGGCGGUGGAUGACGUGCGGCUGGCACAGAACCUGGCGCAGAUGAAUGACGUCAUCCUGUCCCCCAACUGCUGGCAGCUAUGUGACCGGAACAUGGUGGAAAUGGAAAAGAUUCCAGACCAGAGAGCAGUGAAGGUUAAGUUCUUAAAACUACCUCCUACGUUUAACUUCGACGAAUUUUUCAAAAAGUGUAUGACCUUCAUGAACUAUUACCCUUCGAGCCAGCUCAAAACGCUGAGGCUGGCCUGCCUGCUGGAGUCCAACGCGGAGCUGGAGGGGUCGCUGCAGAAGUACCUGAUGGAAAGCAUCCUGAAGCAGAUUGACGACAGACAGCUCCACGGCUACUUGUCUGAGCUGCGUCCGGUGACGAUCGUGUUUGUGAACCUGCUGUUUAAAGACCGAAGCAAGGUAGAAGCCAUAGGCUCGGCCAUCCAGAGCGCCUGCGAGCACAUCACCUCCGUCCUGCAGGCCUUCCGAGGCCAGAUCAAUAAAGUCUUCAUGUUCGACAAGGGCUGCUCUUUCCUGUGCGUGUUCGGUUUCCCUGGAGAAAAGGAGCCCAAUGAGGUCACCCACGCCCUGGAGAGCGCUGUGGACAUAUUCGACUUCUGCUCAAAGGUCCCCAAGAUCCAUACCGUGUCCAUCGGCGUGGCCAGCGGCAUCGUCUUCUGCGGGAUCAUCGGGCACAGCACGCGACACGAGUACACAGUCAUCGGUCGGAAGGUGAACAUCGCCGCCAGGAUGAUGAUGUACUAUCCGGGGGUCGUGACGUGCGACUCGGUCACCUACAGCAGCAGCAGCCUCCCGGCCUACUUCUUCAAGGAGCUCCCCAAGAAAGUCAUGAAAGGCGUCGCCGAUUCGGGACCCGUCUACCAGUGCUUGGGCCUCAACGAGGAAGUUGUGUUUGGCAUGGCGAACCUCAGGGCCAAAGGAAACGAGAGCUACCCUUUGCUGGGACGCGACAAGGAGAUCAAGUACUUCAUGGACAAUAUGAAGAAGUUCCUGAUAACCGGCUGCAGCCGCGUCCUCAUAUACGAGGGCAACCCGGGUUACGGGAAGAGCCAGAUCCUCAAGGAGAUCGAGUACCUGGCCCAGGGGGAGAGGCACAGGACUGUUGCUAUCGCACUGACAAAGAUCAGCUUCCAUCAGAAUUUUUAUACCAUCCAGAUAUUCAUGGCCAACGUGCUAGGCCUGGAUACUUGUAAACAUUACAAGGAGCGGCAGAUCAACAUUCAAAAUAAAGUCAGGAAACUGAUGAAGGAGAAUUUCUACUGCCUCCUUAACGACAUUUUCCACGUCCAGUUUCCCACUUCCCGGGAGAUCUCCAGGAUGAACGCCUUGAAAAAGCAGAAGCAAGUGGAAAAACUGUUUAUGAAGAUGCUGGAGAAAACUUCCAGAGGCGAGAGGAUUAUUCUCAUCAUCGAUGAGGCCCAGUUUGUGGACCACACCUCCUGGGCUUUCCUGGAGAAGCUGAUCCAGACGGUCCCCAUCUUCAUCAUCAUGUCACUGUCGCCCUUCGUGGAAGAUCCCUGUGCGGCCGCCACUGCCAUCAUGAAGAACAGGAACACCACCUACAUCACGCUGGGUGCUGUCCUGCCCAAGGACAUCCGCAACAAGGCCUGUUUCGACCUCAACGUGACCGGCAUCUCUAGGGAGCUGGACAUGUACCUGGUGGAGGGGAGCUGCGGGAUUCCAUUUUACUGUGAAGAGUUGUUGCUCAACCUCGACCACCACAAGGUCCUCCUUUACCGAGCGAUGGAGUCUGGGGAGAAGUCCAGCAUGACGUGGAAUAACAUGUUCAAGAGUUUCAUUAAGUCAACAGAUGAAUUAAAAAUAUAUUUUAAUGAGGAGGGAAACGACGUAGUCUGUCACCUUGCAAGUGGCGUCAGACUGAAAAACUUGUCACUCCCAAUGUCAUUAAAAGAAGUCUCCCUGAUCCAGCUGGACAGCAUGAGCCUGUCCCACCAGAUGCUGGUGCGGUGCGCAGCUAUCACGGGUCUCACCUGCACCACGGAGCUGCUCUUCCAGAUCCUGCCUUGCUGGAACGUGAAGAUGAUGAUCGAGGCCCUGACCACCCUGGUGGAGGCAGACGUCUUUGUUUGUUUCCAGAACGGCAGGGACUUGCGCUUGGCCCAGCAGCAGGACGCCUCCUUCGAGGUGCAUCACCGCUCCUCGGCCCUGCAGCCCAGCGACGGGACCGACGACAAAGACAAAGACAGAGAGCUCCAGGAGCUGCACAACGAGGUGAUCCAGUGCCACAUCAUCCGAUUCUGCAAGCCCAUGAUGCAGAAAGCAGCCUAUGAGCUGUGGCUCAAGGACGAGAAGAGAGCCAUGCAUCUGAAAUGUGCCCACUUCCUGGAGGAAAAUGCCCACCGAUGCGGCCGCUGCCAAGGCACCGACUUCGUUCCCUAUCACCACUUCGCGGUGGAUAUCUGGCUCAACAAACUGGACAUGGACACCAUGAGGAAUCUGGCUACACCCCACAGUUGUCUGUCUGAAGAAGAGGCCCCGGCUUCUAGAUUAGAGCUUCGUAAGAAACCUGAGUUAUUUCCCGAAGACCUCAGCCCCGAGGAGAUAAAGGAGAAGAUCUUGGGGUUCUUCGACACGGUGAUAGACAAGAUGCAGCAGGGAGAGGAGACCCUUGUGCCCCAGGAGCCGUGCCAGUGCGAGGACAUUCUCACUGUCGUCAUCCUGCCCCUGGCCCAGCACUUUGUGGCUCUGGAAGAAAACCACAAGGCCUUGUACUACUUCCUGGAGAUCGCAUCCGCCUGCCUUCUCCUCGGUGACAACUACAUGGCGUACGUGCAUUUGAAUGAGGGACAUAGGCUGCUGAGAAUACUCAAGAAGGAAAAAACUUGGAGUCACACUUUCGAGUUGGCUACUUUUUAUACCCUUAAAGGUCAGAUUUGCUUUAAUAUGGGCCAGAUGGUGCUUGCCAAGAAAACGCUGAGGAAGGCACUGAGGCUCCUCAACCGCGUCUUUCCUCACAACUUACUCUCCCUGUUCUUCCACGACCACAUGGAGAGAAAGAAGCACUCCCAUUAUUUGAACCAGCAGGUCCAAGACAGCCCACCAGGGAGGAAGAGGCUGGCAGAACUCUACCAGCAGGAGGCCUGCUUCUCCUUGCUGUGGAAGAUCUACAGCUGCAGUGAUUAUUUUCAUAAGUGUUAUGCCCACCUGACAGCUAUGAUGCAGGUGAACACAGCCCUGGAGACGCAAAACGACUUCCAGAUCGUGAAGGCUUUCCUGGACUACUCGCUGUUCCACCAGCUGGCCGGCCACCAGGGCGUGUGGUUCCCCUACGAGCUCAAGGCCAUGGAGCUGAUCGCCCACCUCCCCCUGGAAGGCGAGGCCAUCGAGAUGGUGGCCUACGUGGCGCACGUCCUGAGUCACAUCAAGUUUUUCAUGGGCCACCUGGACCUGGCCAUCGAGUUAGGCUUCCGAGCUCAAAAGAUGUGGGCCCUGCUGCAGAACCCCAACAAGUACUGCUCCGUGCUGUGCAGACUUAGCAGCUCUCUCCUGCUGAGAAACAGAUACAAGCAGCUGAUCCCAGUGUUGCAGUCGCUGUGGCGGCUGUCCUCGGAAGAGGAGCACAUUUUCAGCAAGGCGUAUUUCUACUUCAUGUGCUUGGACAUUAUGCUUUACUGUGGCUUCGUUUACAAACCGUUUGAGGAAUGCCUGCAGUUCGUCAGCCUCCACGAGGACAACACCAUCCUCCGGUUCCACAGCGGAAUCCUCCUGGGGUUUUACUCGGGCCUGGCUAUCUGGUACGCCAGGCUGCAGGAGUGGGACAACUUCACCAGCUUCUUCAGUAAAGCUAAGAGUCUGGUGACACGGAGAACCAUGACGACCGAUUACUACGCAGGAACUGUGAAGUACGUGGAAGGGCAGGUCCUCCACCUCCAAAGGCAGAUCGAAGAGCAAUCCCACAAGGCCCAGGACAGCGGGGUGGAGCUGCUCAAGAACCUGGAGAAUCUCCUGUCUCAGAACACCACGGGCGCCGUGUUCCACCCGCGGCUCUACCACAUGAUGGCCUACGUGUGCAUGCUCAUGGGAGACGGGCGCAACUGUCACCUCUUCCUCAGCAAAGCGCUGGAGAUCUCGGAAACGCAGGGCAACGUGCUGGAGAAGAGCUGGCUGCUCCUGAGCAAGGAAUGGUGGUACUCAAACGCGGAGCUCAUGGAAGACCAGUGGCUCCACACGGUCCUGACUCUUCCAUCCUGGGAAAAGAUUGCCUCGGGCAGGACACAGCUGCAGGCCCAUACUUCUCUUCUCCCUGCGGAGCCCGAGAGGUUCAAGUGUCAGAGGCAGCAGCUGCCUGAGUCUCUGAGCCUGGCCUGUCCCAGCACCUGCACCUCUCAUCUGCCAGCCCUUGGUCCCCACCCUGGCCCUGCCACCAAGACACCGGGCUUCCCUGCUAAACAGCUUCGAGCAGUCAGAGGUUUUGCUCUCUGUAGCCUGACCUAGUGCUGCCCUUGGGAAUCAGAUAAGUUUAAACUUUUGCUCCCAACC